CUUUCUUCUCCUCUUGUCCGGUGGCGCUCCAGCCCUGCACACCAUGGCUACCCAGCGCACUGCGCUGGGGCUGCUUUUCCUUGGAGCGGUCGGGGCCUUCCCGACGACACGAGCCCCAUGUGAAUCCAGCAUCCUUCACAAUAAGUCAGCUUCAAGUUGUUAUUGCUGCCCAUCAGAUUAUGUGUCUUGGAAGUCAUGUCCCCAAAAGCCCCAAGACUGCAUAAAGAAGUGUGGUGAGGACCAUUACAUGGAAAAUGAGCGGAAACCCCGAUGCCAGUCUUGUGUUACCUGCCUUGAAGAUGACCUGGUGGAGAAGUCUUCUUGCACCUGGAACUCCCCUCGGGUCUGUGAAUGCCGGCCUGGCAUGUUCUGUGAAACAGCAGCUGCCAACUCCUGUGCCCGUUGUACAAAACACUCCCUGUGCCCACCAGGAAAGAGAGUUCAACUCCAAGGCACCUUGGAGAAGGACACUGUCUGUGAGCCCUGCCCCCCUGGGACCUUUUCCAGCCACAAAUCCAGCAGCAAGGAUUGCCAGCCUCACACCAGGAUCCCAGAUACUACAGACCCUUCUAACACCACAACUGACCCUUCCAACCAGAGUUCCACCCCUGGCAUUGGGACCAUCUCACCAUCUCUCACAGGAAGACCCAAUCCAGGCUCUGAGUCUCUUUUCUGGCUGGUGACGAUCUUUGCUGUGACGUUUGGCUUUGUUCUCUUCCUGAUCUGUCAGCAGAGAGCCUGCAGGAAGGGGAUUCUGCAGAAGUUUCACCUGUAUUCUGGCCAAACCUUCCAACCCGAGAAACUGUCUACUGGAUAUGGACCUGGGACAAAUUGCCAACAGCCUGGGAGUCUUUCAAAGAAUUCGGAGAUCUCUGAAAAGCAAGGGUUAAUGAGUAGUCGUUCUGCUCCAGAGAUGAACUGCCACGUGACCUCCUCCAGGGAUCUGGAUCUGAAAGCUACUGAGAAUCUUGGCCCUGGGGACCUUCCGGAGCCCAGGGCCACCACCACGGAACACACCAAUAACCAGAUUGAGAACAUCUACAUCAUGAAAGCCGACACAGUGAUUGUGGGGUCUGUGGCUAGAGUGUCUGAAGGCAGGAACCCCGCCACGACCUUGGAACUUGAGGAGGAGACCCUGGCGGCAGACCGGUCUACCCAUUACCCAGAGCAGGAGACGGAGCUGUCCCCUGGGGGGCACACUGAAGUCAUGUUCUCUGUGGAGGAGGAAGGCAAGGGCUACCACUGGCCGACAGCUGUGUCUGCAGAGUGAAGGCCGGCCUGGGCCAGAGGAAGGAGGUCAGGCAUCUCCGAGAGGGAGCUCAGGAAGCUGAGGCGACACCUGGGGGCUCAGCUGGGGGGCCAUUUCUCCAGGCCACGGGUCUCGGGCCCGAAGCCUGAGCUGACUUGCCUGAAUUGCUUUAUGGAUUAUGCUGGAAUGUUCACGUGGGUCUUCUGGCUUUGGCCAGACCUACAUUUUAAAGAAAGAAGAGACCCAGGGACAAGAAGGGAGCUGAACAGGAUGUUUGGUUUGCUGGGGGAGACAGAAGGGCUUAUCCUUCCCCAUCAUCUCUCCUUUGCUCCCCUGGAAGCCAGGCCCGGACCUCCAUUAGGGGGCCUGGAAUCCCUUUUGUCCAGAGGGGCUGGCUUUGGCCCUUGGUCAUGGUUUACUCUUCCCCCACAUCCAACACCCUUUGGUUCCCUUCCUGAAAUGCUUCUGAGGGACAGACUGGCACACGCCUUACUGUAAAUAUGCCACUCAGAGGAUGUGGGUGCCUCCAAAGUAGGUUCUCAACCAGUCCCCCGUGGGUGUGCCACCUGACUCAAAAGGGAAGUCCAACUGGGAUUUGUGUUCACAGUAUAGUGCCUCCUCUUCAGAUCGAGUGAGCCCUGGGCAAAGAUCAGUGGAUCACAGUUCAAGGGCACUCCUGCCUGGCAGGGGACUGGUGGGAGGCCCCUAGCUGCUGCUGACCAUUCCAAUCAAAAGGCCCUGUUGACCCACCAGUCUUAGUGAUAUCUGGGUAGAUACCAGGUGCCCAUCUUCAAUGCCAUCUUCCUUUGUACUCACUACUUCCUCAGUCCUCCUGGUAUCACCUGAAAUGACCCCCAUUUUGGAUAUGAGAUUUUCUAGUAGGCAGGGCCUACCUGUCAUCUGGAGUAGAAGUUUUCUAGACCCUGAGCCCCCUAACUUUCUUUCCCUUCUGGCUUAAACUGGUGGAGAGCAUGAAGGGAAACCUUGAAGUGAGGGAGAUCCAGGUUUAAAUCCUACCUGAUACUUAGCAGCUGUGUGACCCUGGGCAAGUCGUUUAAGUUCUUUUUGCCUCACUUUCCUUGUUGGUAAGAUAAGAGGUGAUACCGCCUAACUUCAUACCCUGAAAAGUAGAGGGGUAGAGGGAAGCAGUGGAGGAAAAUGGAAAUAGGAAAACGGCAAAAGAGCUAGACCCACCUGGAGCCUUUGGUUCUCCCUUAUGCAGCCUCCUCUUCUUUUUGAGGGAGUUUAUUGGCCCUCCCAGAAUGAUAAAGAAGUAACUUUAUGGGGAGGGGGGUCCCAAUGAUGGUUAAGUGACUUGCCCAGGAUCACACAGCUAGUAAGUGUCAAGUGUCUGAGGCUGGAUUUGAACUCAGGUCCUCCUGAGUCCAGGGACUGUGCUUUAUCCACUGCACCACCUAGUUGCCCCCUAGAAAAGUAACUUUCACUAAGAAUUGCUGAGCUUCAGCAUUCAUUCCUAUUAAAAACACUAGAGAGCAUAGGAAUAGGUGAUAAACAGUGUCUACUAAAACCGUCUGCAAACAUUAUAUGUAAUAAAGAUAAGUUAGAGGCAUUCCCAAUAAGAUCAGGAGUGAAACAGGAA
This is a messenger RNA of Dromiciops gliroides (monito del monte), 2849 nucleotides long. RefSeq names its product TNF receptor superfamily member 8 (gene TNFRSF8). The transcript is spliced from 13 exons. NCBI's taxonomy places the organism in Eukaryota, Metazoa, Chordata, Mammalia, Microbiotheria, Microbiotheriidae. The record is from RefSeq and is a predicted model, not a curated record. Gene Ontology annotation, molecular function: protein binding. The coding region runs from base 44 to 1270 and encodes 408 amino acids.